Messenger RNA from Rhopalosiphum maidis (corn leaf aphid), 1468 nucleotides. RefSeq names its product troponin T-like. Bases 109 to 1263 code for a protein of 384 amino acids. Gene Ontology annotation, biological process: muscle contraction; regulation of muscle contraction; sarcomere organization. Lineage: Eukaryota; Metazoa; Arthropoda; Insecta; Hemiptera; Aphididae. Gene Ontology annotation, molecular function: tropomyosin binding. The transcript is spliced from 12 exons. The record is from RefSeq and is a predicted model, not a curated record. Gene Ontology annotation, cellular component: troponin complex.
CGAUCUCGAAUCCGAACGGCGAACAGUCGUCCGGAGACGUUAGUGGGACCUCCGUCGCGUUAUACAUAUAUUAUAUUUUUAGACUAGGCCCUAGACACACGCUUAAUCAUGUCUGACGAAGAAGAAGUGUACACUGAUUCCGAAGAGGAAACGCAACCGGAGCCUGAAAAAAGCAAAGAUGGAGAUGGAGAUCCCGAAUUCGUUAAGAGGCAAGAAUUAAAAUCUUCAGCCUUAGACGAGCAGCUUAAAGAGUACAUUCAAGAAUGGCGCAAACAGCGGUCAAAGGAAGAAGACGACUUGAAAAAGUUGAAGGAAAAACAGGCCAAGCGCAAGGUUAUGCGAGCGGAAGAAGAGAAAAGAAUGGCCGAGAGAAAGAAGCAAGAAGAAGAACGCAGACAGAGAGAAGUCGAGGAAAAGAAACAGAAAGACAUCGAAGAAAAACGUAAACGCUUAGAAGAGGCCGAGAAAAAACGGCAAGCUAUGAUGGCUGCUCUUAAGGAACAAACCAACAAAUCAAAAGGACCCAACUUCACCAUCAGCAAAAAAGAAGGCGCAUUGAGUAUGACAUCUGCCCAACUUGAACGCAACAAAACCAGAGAACAGAUCGAAGAAGAAAAGAAAAUAUCGUUGAGCUUCAGAAUCAAACCAUUGAACAUCGAAGGAUUCUCUGUGCAAAAACUCCAAUUCAAAGCCACCGAACUCUGGGACCAGAUCAUCAAGCUGGAAACAGAAAAGUACGAUUUGGAGGAAAGACAGAAGAGACAAGAUUACGACUUGAAAGAGUUGAAAGAACGUCAGAAGCAACAACUCCGCCACAAGGCUUUGAAGAAGGGUCUCGACCCUGAAGCCCUUACCGGCAAAUACCCACCCAAGAUCCAAGUCGCUUCCAAGUACGAGAGGCGAGUGGAUACGAGGUCUUAUGAUGACAAAAAGAAACUGUUCGAAGGAGGUUAUAUGGAAACCACUAAAGAAUCGAUGGAAAAACAAUGGACAGAAAAAAGUGACCAAUUCGGUGGCCGCGCUAAGGGACGGUUACCGAAAUGGUUCGGCGAACGUCCGGGUAAGAAGAAGGAUGACCCAGACACACCCGAAGAAGAAGAGCUCAAGAAAAACGAGGAAGACGAAGAACCGUUUGGCCUCGACGACGAAGAAGCUGAAGAAGAAGUCGAAGAGGAAGAAGAGGAGGAAGAAGAAGAGGAAGAGGAGGAAGAAGAGGAGGAAGAGGAAGAAGAAGAGGAAGAGGAAGAAGAAGAGGAAGAAUAAUAACUAUAAUUCCGCAAUUAAAAAAUAUCUGAAAGACCAAUAUUUCAAAAAAAAAAAAAAUCACGAAUGAAAUGAAUUUAACUUAUAUACUUCUGCCUCAAUGUAAAAAAUAUAUAUUAAAUGAAAAUUGUACCAUUUAAAUACUGUUUGUUUGUACAGGACAAAAGAUUAACAAUAAACAUUUGAGGAUGAAGUUUAUAGAUUA